AUGUCUUCCAUCUGCCGAAAUACGAUACUCAAGGGGAUUGCUAACAAGGCAGUCCUACCCGGCAGCAGAACAUCCAGCGUGCUCUCAUCAUCUCGACUCGGUGUCCAAUGCCGGAACAUCUCCUCAACCAGCUCCGGUCUAUCGUGUGUCCAGUCAAGGUGCCGUUCGCCAAGAAACCCUAGAUCAAUUAUCCCUAUUCAUUCCGUUGCCAUUCGUUCAUACGCAGCAGAAGCAUCCAAGAAAUUCACUAGAAACAAACCACACAUGAACAUUGGGACCAUCGGACACGUCGAUCACGGAAAAACAACAUUGACAGCAGCUAUCACUAAAUCCCUAGCGGCUCUGAACUCAAACAACAAGUUCCUUGAUUAUUCGCAAAUCGACAAAGCACCGGAAGAAAAAGCCCGAGGAAUUACAAUCUCUACUGCCCAUGUCGAAUACGAGACUGAAAAUCGACAUUAUGCUCACGUUGACUGUCCAGGUCACGCAGAUUACAUCAAGAACAUGAUCACUGGUGCGGCUCAGAUGGAUGGCGCGAUUCUCCUGGUCUCGGCUACAGAUGGACAGAUGCCUCAAACCCGAGAACAUCUCCUACUCGCACGACAAGUGGGGAUCCAAAAGCUGGUUGUCUAUGUCAACAAAGUCGACCAAAUCGAUGACCCGGAGAUGUUGGAGCUUGUCGAGAUGGAGAUGCGGGACCUUCUAACAAGUUACGGAUUCGAUGGCGAGCAGACGCCGAUCAUCAAGGGCUCAGCUCUGUGUGCGCUCGAAGGUAAAAACCCAGAGAUCGGAGUGGAAAGUAUCAAGCAAUUGAUGAAAGCUACCGACGAGUGGUUGGACCAGCCGGUUCGAGACUUAGACAAACCAUUCCUGAUGCCGGUCGAGGACGUCUUCUCAAUCCCCGGAAGAGGCACUGUUGUUACCGGCCGAGUCGAACGAGGAACAGUGACCAAGGGUACCGAAUUAGAACUAAUCGGUCUGGGAAUGAACCAAAAGGUGGCCUUGACGGGAAUCGAGAUGUUCAAGAAAGAGCUGGAGCGAGGUGAAGCGGGUGACAACAUGGGUGCCCUUUUACGAGGUCUCAAGCGUGAACAGAUCAAGAGAGGAAUGGUCCUCGCGGCGCCUGGGUCGAUCAAAGCAGUCACGAAGUUCCUUGCAAGUAUCUAUGUCUUGACGAAGGAUGAAGGAGGUCGCUACACACCCUUCAUGAACAACUACCGACCCCAAUUGUUCCUACGGACCAGUGACGUCACCGUCAGCUUGACCUUCCCAGAAGAAGUCAAAGACCGCCACGAGAAACAAGUCUUCCCGGGUGAUAACGUCGAAAUGGUUUGCGAAUUGGUCCACGAAGUCGCCAUCGAACCCGGAUCUCGUUUCACUAUUCGAGAGGGUGGUAAAACUGUCGGCACUGGCUUGGUAUCUCGACUGUUCUGA
Molecule: messenger RNA, 1434 nt
Organism: Puccinia triticina
Lineage: Eukaryota; Fungi; Basidiomycota; Pucciniomycetes; Pucciniales; Pucciniaceae
Exons: 5
Coding region: 1-1434 (477 amino acids)
Biological process (GO): mitochondrial translational elongation
Cellular component (GO): mitochondrion
Molecular function (GO): translation elongation factor activity; GTPase activity; GTP binding
Source: RefSeq, a predicted model, not a curated record